Messenger RNA from Ipomoea nil (Japanese morning glory), 1105 nucleotides. RefSeq names its product vacuolar protein sorting-associated protein 55 homolog. Gene Ontology annotation, biological process: late endosome to vacuole transport via multivesicular body sorting pathway. The coding region runs from base 504 to 860 and encodes 118 amino acids. Lineage: Eukaryota; Viridiplantae; Streptophyta; Magnoliopsida; Solanales; Convolvulaceae. The transcript has 5 exons. The record is from RefSeq and is a predicted model, not a curated record. Gene Ontology annotation, cellular component: endosome.
AUCCGCCUAAGGGUAAAAUCCCCUUGGCCUAGGGGCACCUAGCCGCCUAGGCCGAUUUUUACAACAUUGAUUCUAACAUAUUGAGCUUAUAAAUACAAAAGCCAAAAUACUCUUUACGCCGCCAGUAUGGCAUUGUGGUCGAGGAGAAUCUCUAGAUUCUCUUCUACGGCAACCCUGACAAAGUCACCCCUGAAGUUAACUCUAAUGGAUUACCAGAUUACUAAUGGGAGGCUGCCUUAGGUGAGGUAAUAUGGCUCAUUAACUAGAUCGGUCUGUUUAGAACAUCAAAAGAGCAUUGAGUCGAUUAUUCAUUUUUUAAUUUGAAUGUUUAGUUUGAAUAUCAGUUUAUAUAGUCAGCUAAUCUCUUUUCAAAUUUAGCUAUCGUUGCUUUUCAGCUUUUGUUUUUUUCUGGGGUACUAUAUUAACUUGUUUUCAUCUGGUGUUCGUUCAUAUCCUGUGGUCUUGAUCCACCAACUCGACUUUGCUUGUUGGUUAAAGUGCUUAUGGGGCUUGCCUUCAUGUUUUCCACGAGCAUCCUGCUACAGAUCCUGGCUUGUGCAUUAUACAACAAUUGGUGGCCGAUGUUAUCAGCUCUUAUGUAUGUCGUGGUCCCCAUGCCUUGUAUGUUCUUUGGCGGUGGUUCCACUCAAUUCUUAAUCAGUCGAGAUGGUGGCGGCUGGAUUGACGCUGCGAAAUUCCUAACCGGGGCAUCUGCAGUCGGGAGCAUUGCCAUCCCCAUCAUUCUGAGACACGCAGAUCUGAUCGGGACAGGGGCCAUGUUCAUCGAGUUCACCUCGUUCUUCAUAUUCGUCUGCACCGUCUUGUGCUUUCACCACGCCAGCCUAGACGACGAAUGGUGAAAAACCGUUGCCCUCGGUGUAAGCAUUUUCUGUGUAAACAUUAGGGUUAAGUGGUUAACCGGAACUGUGAAUUUGGGAUCUUCGGAGAAGAAAAUGAGAAAUUUCAGUUUGUGUAUAAAAUUCUAAGCAAUUAAGCAUGUUGUGUCUGUGUUCCUCGUCCGACACUCAGAUUCUGAUACCUCAUACCUGUGCUGAAUGUUCCACUCAGGUCACUUGUACAUCAUUAUAUUAUUCUUCUUACCGAA